UUUUCUUUGGAAAACAACAGCGGCGGUGGUGCAUAGGUCAGUGCGUACCCCGUUUAUGCUCCUUGUCACUUGCAUAAACGAUUGGCACCCAUCGACUGGUGUUUGCCAUGACAACCGGUCGACGAGUGUCCAUGGUGGAUGGCUUGGACCUUGUCACGAUGGACCGACUUCUCACGUCGCGGGUGCCGUGCGCCACUCCGGUCGCGUGUCACCUUUGCGCCAUCUUGUUGCAUAUGUCGCCCAAGAAAUUCUGUCGGCUCUGUGGAAACGUCGUGUGCCUCGAAUGCGCCGAGAAGCUCCUUGUGCAUGGUCAAAGGUGGACGCAUGGCGGCUUGCGAACAAAUGCAAAUCAUCCACUCACAGCCACGGUGUGUCUCGCGUGUUUCCACCACUCCUUUGUCCACCGCGUCGUUGGAUAUGUUGAAGCGGUUCCCGAUAACCACAACGUUCGCCCUUUGCUGAGUCGAAGGCGAGACAGCCCGCAUAUGGAUACCGAAGACACGGUCGCCGCCGCCAGCAGCCACUUUCCUCCGUUGGCUCCACUGCAGCGCCGAGUGUGCGUGCCUAUUUACGGUGGAUCCGACAAACCAUGCGAGGAAACCAGACCGUUUCGAGCGUCUGUCGGCCAACUUGUCGAUCGCUUGGACCGUUAAGUGUGUCAUCUUAACCAUCCCAACUGUAGCCUUGUUUCCAAGCCGAUGAAAGUCGUCCGAACAACUCAUGAGGAUCGUACGAGUAUCAUGCGUUGUCCAUCGGUGA
Aphanomyces invadans is the source of this 759-nucleotide messenger RNA. RefSeq lists its product as hypothetical. The transcript has a single exon. The record is from RefSeq and is a predicted model, not a curated record. Bases 108 to 653 code for a protein of 181 amino acids. Lineage: Eukaryota; Oomycota; Saprolegniomycetes; Saprolegniales; Verrucalvaceae.